Messenger RNA from Hypomesus transpacificus, 2963 nucleotides. RefSeq names its product SAC1 like phosphatidylinositide phosphatase a (gene sacm1la). Gene Ontology annotation, molecular function: phosphatidylinositol-4-phosphate phosphatase activity. The transcript is spliced from 20 exons. The record is from RefSeq and is a predicted model, not a curated record. Lineage: Eukaryota; Metazoa; Chordata; Actinopteri; Osmeriformes; Osmeridae. Bases 41 to 1801 code for a protein of 586 amino acids. Gene Ontology annotation, biological process: phosphatidylinositol dephosphorylation. Gene Ontology annotation, cellular component: endoplasmic reticulum.
UUUCAUUGUACGUCACGGAAGUCAGUUACAUGAAGUGAAGAUGGCGACCGCCUACGAAAGAUUCAAUUUGCACACCACUCCAGAAAAGUUCUUCAUCGAAGCAUGUGACGAUGGCGCAGAUGCUGUCUUGGCCAUUGAUAGGGUGUCAUCAGAGAUGACCCUGACAGGAAAAAAGGAUGUCCCUACCUCAGCCUUCACAAGGCCCAUCUGUGGCAUUAUGGGAACAAUUCACCUCGUUGCAGGGAUGUACCUCAUUGUCAUUACCAAGAAGAGGAACGUGGGCAGCCUCUUGGGCCAUGCUGUGUGGAAGGCGGUUGAUUUUGACAUCAUCUCCUAUCAGAAGACCAUGCUCCACCUCACAGAGAUCCAGGCUCAAGACAACAAGACUUUCUUGUCCAUGAUGAACAAUGUGCUGACCACAGAUGGCUUCUACUUCUGCACUGACUAUGACCUGACCCACACCCUGCAGAGGUUGGCCAACACCAGCCCCGACUUCCAGGAGAACAGCCUUCUGGAGAGGGCAGACCAGAGGUUUGUGUGGAAUGGAAACCUUCUAAGAGACUUUUCUACACAGCCAGAGCUCCACAAGUUUGCCAUCCCCGUUGUUCAUGGGUUCAUUGUGAUGAAGCCAUGUCGCAUCAAUGGAAAGAUCUUUGAGUGGAUCCUGAUAUCCAGGAGGAGCUGUUUCCGGGCUGGUGUCAGGUACUACGUCAGAGGCAUUGACUCUGAGGGCCAUGCUGCUAAUUUUGUAGAGACUGAGCAGAUUGUUUUAUACAAUGGAGGAAGGGCUUCAUUUGUCCAGACACGAGGCUCCAUGCCCUUCUUCUGGUCCCAGAGGCCCAACCUCAAAUACAAGCCCAAGCCUCUGAUCAGCAAAACGACCAGUCACCUGGAUGGUUUCCAGAGACACUUUGACUCCCAGGUCCUCAUCUAUGGGAAGCAAACUAUCCUGAACUUGGUCAACCAGAAAGGCUCUGAGAAACCACUGGAGCAGGCCUUUGCCAAGAUGGUGACUGGCAUGGAGAACAACAUGAUAGAGUACAUAGCAUUUGACUUCCACAAGGAGUGCAGCAAGAUGAGGUGGGACCGUCUCCAGAUCCUGGUGAACAAAGUGUCUGACGCGCAGGAUGACUUCAGUUACUUCAUGCUGGACUCUGAGGGGAAGGUGGUGGCUCAGCAGAAGGGGACGUUCCGCAGUAACUGCAUGGACUGUCUGGACAGGACCAACGUCAUUCAGAGCCUGCUGGCCCGACGUUCCCUACAGUCCCAGCUGCAGAGGAUGGGUGUCCUCAAUGUUGGACAGAAGAUCGAAGAGCAGGCUGACUUUGAGAAGAUCUAUAAGAAUGCAUGGGCAGACAAUGCUAACGCUUGUGCUAACCAGUAUGCAGGCACAGGAGCACUGAAAACUGACUUCACAAGGACAGGGAAGCGGACCCAAUGGGGCCUGGUGAUGGAUGGCUGGAACUCCAUGAUCCGCUACUACAAGAACAACUUCUCUGAUGGCUUCAGACAGGACUCCAUUGACCUGUUCCUGGGUAACUAUUCCGUGGAUGAGUCAGACGGCCCUACCCCACUUCGCGCCCAAAAGGACUGGAAGUUCCUGACGUUGCCUAUCGUCAUGGUGAUAGCCUUCUCUAUGUGCAUCAUCAGCUUCCUACUGGCUGGUGACACAUUUACUGAGACCCUGGCCUAUGUGCUGUUCUGGGGUACAGCGUGUGCAGUCACCGCUGCUGUCAUAGUCUUCAAUGGCCGAGACUUUGUGGACGCCCCCAAGCUUGUACAGAAGGAAAAGAUGGACUGAAUGUGUUUGUGUGGGAAGCAGCUUGGUCCAGCUGACUUGUUUACCUCUUCAUCCUCCUCUUCCUCCCAGCUGGUCCAAGCCUGGACUCGGUCUUGACCUGCCCUCCAUAAUGUCCUUCUUGAAUUUCUUUGGGGUCGCUGAUCCAAAGCUUCACCUUGUCAUGCAGCAAACACAGGGCAUCUUCUUAGACCAGUCUUCCCCAACUGUACCCCUCAAAUUUUUCCUAUACUUGGGUUAGGUAUUCCUUUCUGUUUCACAUUCCUUAGCUGCUAGUACAUUUAGAAUGUAUGAUGUUUCAUUCCACUUGAUAUGUGAUGGUGGAUAAGAGUGCAUGUCAAUAGUUUAGUCAACUGAAAGUACUUGAUAACAGUUUCUAACAGGGGUCUCUGGAUCUUUGAUGGCACUUUAGUAAAAUGCUGUAGCAUUCUUUUUACAGUCAGGAGGUAAACACAAAAGCUGUUAAACUGGGUACAUCUGAAAGCAUUUCCUCCUGAAAAGUUAUGACCUACACCAAAUCCUACUUUAUUUUCAAUGGAGAUUAAUAUUAGCAAUUUAAUAUUGGAUGAGGUUUGACAUUUUUCCUUGGAAACUGACCCUAAAAAGAAAUGGAACCUGUUAGAAUGAAUACAUAUUCAGAAGUUUUAUCAUCUUGAAUGUAAAGAGUCAAGCCUUACUAAGCUACAAAUUGUAAGAACACUAAACUAGAUGGGAAUAUUAUGAAAGUGGGUGUAGUGUUUAGGGAAUGUCUUCCUAUUAAUAUAAUAAUCAUGCCUAGUAUUUAUUGUGAUUAUAUUUUAGUAAGGGCUUCUUGCUUAUCUUACCAUAUAAUUUCUGCACUUUUAGUCAAAAUAAAAUUGAUUGCACAUAGUACUGUAUGUGGUGAAAAUGGGUGGUAUGAAAGAAUAUUAAGUUUCCAUUUGAUUUAUGAAGACCCAUUAUGUUGAUGGAAAUCAUACUAAACAGUACAUCACAUCUAUGUAGUCAUAAUGUCUUGACAGUGUUUUCUGUAUACUGUAUACUAUGUAUUAUAUAUCUUUCACAGUAUAUUGAAAUUGUGUCAUGCUCUAGAUACAGUCUAAAUCACACUGAGACCAUUGCCUUACAAGCUUGCCCCUAAAUAAAGACGGGGAUGGACAUUUGAAUCAUUCCACUUUAUCCAUUA